Molecule: messenger RNA, 3154 nt
Organism: Oncorhynchus keta (chum salmon)
Lineage: Eukaryota; Metazoa; Chordata; Actinopteri; Salmoniformes; Salmonidae
Product: tetraspanin-14-like
Exons: 9
Coding region: 169-975 (268 amino acids)
Biological process (GO): protein localization to plasma membrane; regulation of vascular endothelial growth factor signaling pathway; protein maturation
Cellular component (GO): membrane
Source: RefSeq, a predicted model, not a curated record
AAAGUUCUAACGCGUAACCUUUUGGUAACACGAAAACAAAAACAUAGGGAGAAAAUUGGGGCGUGGCCUGCUGCCCUUACAGGAAGUGGAGUAAAAAAGUCUCCAAAGAGUUUUCGAAAGAGUUUUUGCCAACAGGCAGUGCAGCGCUAAACAAAGCCGCGGGGAAAUAUGCACUACUAUCGUUAUGAAAAUGCAGAAGUCAGCUUCUGUUACAAGUACCUCAUGUUCAGCUACAACAUCAUAUUUUGGCUGGCUGGAGCAGCAUUCAUUGCCAUUGGGUUCUGGGCCUGGAGUGAGAAGGGUGUACUGUUGGACCUGACACAGGUGACACGGCUGCAUGGCUUUGACCCCGUGUGGCUGGUGCUGCUGGUGGGAGCGAUCACCUUCAUCCUGGGCUUUGCAGGAUGUGUAGGAGCACUCAGGGAGAACAUAUGCCUCCUCAAGUUUUUCUCAGGGGUGAUCGGGUUAAUCUUCUUCCUGGAACUGACUGCGGCCGUGCUGGCGUUCGUCUUCCAGGACAAUGUCAGAGAGUGGAUCAACGACUUCUUCCUGGCCAACGUCAAGGCCUACAGAGAGGACAUCGACCUGCAAAACCUGAUUGACUCCCUGCAAAAGCUGAACCACUGCUGCGGAGCCAAGGAGCCUGAUGACUGGAACCUGAACGUCUACUUCAACUGCACCAACAACAACCCCAGCAGAGAGAGGUGCGGAGUGCCCUUCUCCUGCUGCCUCAGUGACCCUGCAGACUCAGUUUUAAACACCCAGUGUGGCUAUGAUGUCCGUAAACAUCUAAAGGGGGACUGGAUCAACUAUAUUUACAUCAAGGGCUGCAUCCCAGCCUUAGAGGAAUGGCUUCCACGGAAUCUCUACAUAGUAGCUGGAGUAUUCAUCAUUAUAUCUCUGCUUCAGAUGAUGGGCAUCUUCUUGGCUCGGACGCUGAUUGUCGACAUUGAGAAGGUCAAGUUGAACUACUAGUGAGGGGUGUGGUGGAAUGCAUAGGCCUACGGGGUACUGUACUGAGAAACUGUCCACCAUCCAUUCCACCCUUUCUCUGAUCUCUCUUUCUGAGGCCCAGGAAGAGAGAGAUGAGAGAAGAGGACAAAAAUACUACUUCCAUACCUAUGGCUCAUUAUCUUUGGACUGUUCUGUCAGUUUCUGGAGACGAAUACCUCUGCAGAGCCUGCACAGUGGACAUGAAGCUGCCUUAUUCAACUAGACUCGUAUGUGCCUUCUCUCACAGGAUUGCAGUCAGACUUCAAGAACCACUUAAAAAUAGCCUCUGGGUUUCCCUUUAAAUAUGUUUUUGGUACAUUCUUGUAUUGUUUUCCUAAGACACUCUGAACAUCUUUCCCGGGAACAGUGUCUUAACCAAUUCACCUGGGUGAAUUCAUCAUACCUCAACAAUGAAAAAAACAACAAUGAAGUCGUCGCAAUUGUUUCAACGGUGUGCUCUCUGGCCUGCAGCUUUUCAUGACUAGAAUUGUAGAAUCUCAGACUGUGUGAGCAGAGUUAGAGUUGUCUACCACAUCAGUGAAGAUGUAAUUGCUCCAAUAUGAGACUUUGCCCUAGAGCUCUUUCUGAAUCAACACAAUCUCAGCACCGCAUUGUGUGAUGGCUAUUAUCGUCCACAAGCCGGCUCCCUCUCUCUGUCGAACCGUCUGGUUUCACAGCACCUCAGAACUUGACUCGACUGGACGUCUAUGGCAGGAGCGGACGAAACAACCAUUUGUUUUAAUUGGCUAAUCCAUCACCAUCUAGCAUAACCCUUAGAACCUCCCCCAACAUUGAGCACUUUUAAAGCUCGAGCAGCACAGGUGAUUUAAACAAGUGAGUUCAGAAAAUCUGAAAGUACACUUCAAGAAAUAUUUUUUCAGAUAUAAACUUUAAAUCCCAAACUCCGAAAUCAAUUGAGCUCAAAAAUAUGGCUAUAUGAUAGAACAUUUAUAUUGAUUGGCUAUUUUUGCCAUAUUUCAGUCUCGUCUAAUACCGCUGUAUCAGGCUCGCUGUCUCCCACUUUGAUUUUAUCCACACCCCUUUCAAAUCCCACUUUGUUGCUCAGUGUUACUAGGCUCUAUGCAACAGCAAUUUGACCCUGGGGACGAGGUUAGGACAGGCUUUGAACUGAAACCACCAUUGUCCCUUAGCUCUCAGCUAAAAAGUGGGAAAAUUCUGCAAGCUCUUAACCAUUUGAAUCAGUCUACAGCUGUUCAAACCCACAUGCGCACUGCUGAACCUCUGCCUUGUCAGUCAAGCCAUGUCUUUUCUAUAAGUCAUGUCUCAUAACUUGGCAUACCAACUUGUCAGUCCACAACGUGCAUCAAAUGCUUCUGAGCAGAAGUUGAGUUUUGAUCAUUGAGAUACAUACUACUUUCCUUAAAGGGAAAGUGAAUUGUGGAUGCAAUGCGUAUGUAGAUGGUUUUAUUUUGAUCAGUGUUAGAUGACCUGUAAGUGAAGUAUUAGUUAGUUGUUAGGCCUCAGAGUAGCGGAGUUGAAUUAUUUUGCUGUUGUGUUGAUGCGGCUGCCCGAUUGAACUUUAUGGAGAUAUAUAAUUACAACUGUACUUGAUGCCUAACCCACCAGCGUCUCUCCUCAGUCCAGACUAUAUACCUCAAGGCACCCAGCAAUCAUCCAAGUGACCACUGGCCUAACAUUAUUCAAAGCGUUCUGAAUGCAUAUUUGGCAGAGGUAUUUGCCUCAUGCAAGUUAACUGCCAGUCCCUCCAUACAUUGAGCUUGCUUUACUGCCAUCCUGUCCAAAGAUACUCUGCUGUCCUCGUACUAGAAAGGGGAGCUUUACAGAGGCAUCUUUGGCGGGUUAUGGAAUGUUGAUUGAGGAUAUAUUUUAUGGGGUUUUAUAUCGCAUGAAUGCUAGAGUUGAGCUAUAUAAGUUACAAGAUAAAAAUACGCAAAUGAAAGCAAUGGAGUUGACGGUCAUUCAGGCCUUCAACUGCAGAUCUGCUGGUGAAUGUCUGUCAUGUAGUUUGACAAUUUUCUUUGUGUUUUGUGUGUGUUACUGAUUGUUUCCAUGUAAUCAUAUAAGUGUUUUUAACAAAAGGGAUGUUCUGUUUUAUGUAAUGACAUUUUGUAAAUGUGAAUUUAAUUAAUUCUGGAUAGGUUUUUAUAAACAAUAAAGUAUGGUUGUCCAUUUUGUUAAA